Amorphotheca resinae ATCC 22711 is the source of this 5045-nucleotide messenger RNA. RefSeq lists its product as hypothetical. Gene Ontology annotation, biological process: chorismate biosynthetic process; aromatic amino acid biosynthetic process. Bases 120 to 4853 code for a protein of 1577 amino acids. The transcript is spliced from 2 exons. Gene Ontology annotation, cellular component: cytoplasm. The record is from RefSeq and is a predicted model, not a curated record. NCBI's taxonomy places the organism in Eukaryota, Fungi, Ascomycota, Leotiomycetes, Helotiales, Amorphothecaceae. Gene Ontology annotation, molecular function: 3-phosphoshikimate 1-carboxyvinyltransferase activity; shikimate kinase activity; 3-dehydroquinate dehydratase activity.
CCGUCUUGUCUCUACUAGCGAUCCCUACCCCUCCAGCCUCCAGACGUGGAAAUGGAUAACGGCGCCAGCUUCAAUUGAAUCAUCCAAAAGACCUCAGAGGAACCCCGUGUCACUACAACAUGCCUUCCAACGCCCAUAAUCCAACCCGUAUCGCCAUCCUAGGCAAAGAGGACAUUAUCAUUGACUUCGACAUUUGGCGGGGCUUUGUUGUGGAGGACUUGCUUUCAAACCUCUCCUCCUCCACAUAUGUCCUCAUCACGGAUACGAACCUUUCCCCGCUGUAUGUCUCGGUCUUCAAGCAAUCCUUCGAGAGCCUUGCGCCUAGAUUGAACCCGUCAUGUCGACUCCUCACAUACGAGAUCCCCCCCGGCGAAAGCUCCAAGGGUAGGGAAACGAAAGCUGAGAUUGAAGAUUGGAUGUUAUCACAACAAUGUACAAGAGAUACCGUCAUAAUCGCAUUGGGAGGAGGUGUCAUAGGAGACAUGAUCGGCUACGUCGCCGCAACGUUUAUGAGGGGCGUACGCUUUGUGCAAGUUCCUACCACCUUGUUAUCUAUGGUAGACUCCUCAAUUGGAGGGAAGACUGCAAUCGACACCCCGCUGGGCAAAAAUCUGAUAGGCGCUUUCUGGCAACCACAGAGGAUAUACAUUGAUUUGCGAUUCCUGGAGACUUUGCCAGUUCGUGAAUUCAUCAAUGGCAUGGCGGAAGUGAUCAAAACCGCAGCAAUAUGGGACGAGGCCGAGUUCUCAGCCUUGGAGGAUAAUGCUGGUCUUCUCAUGGCCACAAUCCGGGCGAAAUCCGCCAACUCAUCAACGAGAUUAGAUCCAAUUCGGGAUAUCCUGAAAAGAAUAGUGCUAGGCUCAGCGCGAACCAAGGCGCAAGUUGUGUCGGCCGACGAGAGGGAGGGAGGUUUGAGAAACCUUUUGAACUUUGGCCAUUCUAUUGGCCACGCAUUUGAAGCAAUUCUUACCCCUCAAGUUCUACAUGGGGAAGCUGUGGCCAUUGGCAUGGUUAAAGAGGCCGAAUUGGCUCGUCAUUUAGGAGUUCUAAAGCCCGGUGCUGUGGCACGACUUGUGAAGUGCAUUGGAAGUUACGGCCUUCCCACAUCAGUCCGAGAUAAACGCAUUCAGAAACUCACAGCUGGGAAGCAUUGCCCUGUCGACGUGCUGCUGGACAAAAUGGGCGUUGACAAGAAGAAUGAUGGCAGGAAGAAGAAGAUUGUUCUGCUAUCUGCAAUUGGAAAAACAUACGAGCCUAAGGCUACUGUGGUCGAAGACCGUGCGAUCAGAAUUAUUCUUUCAGAUGCGAUUGAAGUCACUCCUGGCGUGCCAAAGUCUCUGCAGAAUGAAGUUAUUCCGCCAGGGUCCAAGAGUAUCUCGAACCGUGCUCUCGUCCUGGCCGCUCUCGGUACUGGACCUUGUCGCAUAAAGAAUCUGUUGCAUUCUGAUGAUACGGAAUUUAUGCUUAGUGCAAUUGCCAAGCUUGGUGGUGCAACUUUCGCAUGGGAAGAUGCUGGCGAGACUCUCUUAGUCCAAGGUAAAGGUGGUGACUUGAGAGCUAGCCCCAGUGAAUUGUACAUUGGAAACGCUGGAACCGCGUCACGAUUUUUGACAACCGUUGUCACACUUUGCAAACCCUCGACAGUCUCAUCAACUAUCCUCACAGGAAAUGCACGAAUGAAGGUCAGGCCGAUAGGACCUCUGGUUGAUUCCCUUCGAGCUAAUGGGGCUGAGAUCGAGUACCUUGAAAACGAGCAUAGUCUACCACUCAAGGUCACUGCAUCUGGUGGAUUUGCUGGCGGAGAGAUUCAGCUUGCUGCUACAGUCUCGUCUCAAUAUGUCUCGUCGCUUCUCAUGUGUGCUCCGUACGCCAAAAGUCCAGUGACGCUCCGCUUAGUCGGCGGUAAACCAAUCUCGCAGCCAUACAUCGACAUGACAACUGCUAUGAUGGCUGAAUUCGGUGUCAAGGUUGUUCGUUCGAAGACUGAAGACAAUACUUAUCAUAUCCCUCAAGGAGUCUAUCGAAACCCUGCAGAAUAUGUUGUUGAAAGCGAUGCCAGCUCUGCCACAUAUCCUUUAGCUGUUGCAGCCAUCUCUGGAACAACCUGCACCAUACCAAAUAUCGGCUCUAAAUCACUUCAAGGAGAUGCGCGCUUCGCUGUAGAGGUCUUACGACCCAUGGGAUGCACUGUUGUCCAGACAGAUCAUUCCACAACCGUGACUGGACCGGGAUCUGGCCAGCUUAAGGCAAUUGAGGAGGUAGACAUGGAGCCCAUGACCGAUGCUUUCCUGACUGCUACAGUUCUCGCUGCUGUCGCGAGGGGGACGACAAGAAUUCGAGGCAUUGCUAAUCAGCGAGUCAAGGAAUGCAACCGUAUAGCUGCUAUGAAGGACCAACUUGCAAAAUUUGGCGUCGUAUGCCGCGAGCUUGAAGAUGGAAUAGAGAUUGACGGAAAGCCCUCCACUGAACUCAAAAACCCAGUGGAUGGUGUCUACUGUUAUGACGAUCAUCGUGUAGCUAUGAGCUUCAGCGUCCUAUCCGUCGCAGCACCAGAACCUGUCUUGGUCCUGGAACGGGAAUGUGUAGGAAAGACUUGGCCCGGAUGGUGGGACAUAUUAUCAUUGUCUUUCAGUGUCAGAUUAGCUGGGAAGGAUGUUGGGGACGCACACACAAAGCCCGAGCUUGCAUCGGCGAUGCCAGACAAAUCAAUCUUUAUUAUUGGUAUGCGUGGUGCUGGAAAAACCACAGCCGGUGGAUGGGCCGCAGAAUACCUCAACAGACCUCUCAUAGAUCUCGAUGUGGAACUCGAACGAACUGUGGGGAUGACAAUACCGGAGUAUAUCAGGUCCAGGGGUUGGGAAGGAUUCCGAGAUGCGGAACUGGCCCUUCUUCGACGCGUUAUGGCAGAGAAGCCUACAGGGCAUGUCUUUGCAUGCGGGGGUGGCGUGGUAGAAACUCCUGAAGCUCGGCAUUUGCUUUCCAAUUACCACAAGUCAGGUGGGAUCGUCCUUUUGGUACAUCGGGACACAGAGCAGGUUAUGAAGUAUCUUCAAAUUGACAAGACUCGGCCAGCCUACGUUGAAGAUAUGAUGGAAGUUUACCUCCGUCGGAAGCCCUGGUUUCAGGAAUGCAGCAACUUUCAAUACCAUAGCAAGAACAGCGAUGCUGGCAGCUUGUCUACAGCGCGAAAAAAUUUCACCAGGUUUCUUUCACUUAUCUCAGGGAAGAGUACCCACUUCAGGGAGAUCCGGAGGAAAGAGCAGUCGUUUUUUGUCUCGUUGACAAUGCCGGAUAUCUCUACUGCCAUUGAUAUACUACCAGCGGUGGUCGUCGGGUCGGACGCCGUGGAAGUACGGGUUGACUUAUUGCAAGACCCCGAGUCGAAGAAUGGUAUCCCUGGCCUUGAUUUCUUGAGCAAUCAAAUAGCACAUCUGAGAUCGAUUGUGCCCCUUCCUUUGAUCUUUACCGUCCGAACUGUCAGCCAGGGAGGUCGGUUUCCGGAUAACGCACAGGACGAGGCAUUUGAACUCUACAGAGCCGCUGUCAGGAUGGGCAUGGAAUAUAUUGAUCUAGAGAUCACCUACUCAGACGAGCUACUUCAGAGCAUCACAGAAGCGAAAGGAAUUUCGAAAAUCAUUGCCUCACACCACGACCCCCAGGGGAAGUUGUCAUGGAAGAACGGCGGCUGGAUCCAGUACUAUAAUAGAGCGCUACAAUACGGAGACAUCAUCAAGCUUGUUGGGUCAGCCACGAGUAUUGAAGAUAACUUUGCUCUCGCGAAAUUCAAGUCCAGCAUGGCUGCCGCACACGACGUCCCUAUGAUUGCUAUCAAUAUGGGCAUCCACGGGAAGCUAAGUCGAAUACUGAAUGGAUUUAUGACUCCGGUAUCACACCCGGCGUUACCCUUCAAGGCUGCGCCAGGUCAGCUUUCGGCGACUGAAAUCAGGAGGGGUUUAUCACUUAUCGGUGAGAUACAACCAAAAUCCUUCUACCUCUUCGGGAAACCGAUUUCUGCGUCCAGGUCACCGGCUCUGCACAACACACUAUUCCAGCAGACUGGCCUUCCCCACGAGUACCUCAGUUUUGAGACGGAUCAAGCCCAUGACGUGAAAGAAAUAAUUCGCUCUCCGGAUUUCGGUGGCGCUUCCGUUACAAUACCCCUCAAGCUUGACAUUAUUCCACUCUUGGACGACAUCACCGAUGCUGCGAGGCUCAUCGGAGCCGUCAAUACCAUUAUUCCUACUGCGGGAGAACGUGGACAUCCGCUCCGGCUUAUCGGCGACAAUACCGACUGGCUCGGCAUGACACACUCGCUCACCACUGCGUCAGCCCCAUCAUGUGAAUCAGAGUCACCUGGGAGUGCUCUGGUAAUCGGUGCAGGUGGUACAGCGCGAGCAGCAAUCUACGCCCUCCGGUCAUUGGGGCAUAGCCCGAUCUAUAUCGUCUCUCGCACACCAUCUAAGCUCUCGGCCGUCAUUUCCUCCUUUCCAGCCGAGUUUAACAUUGUCCCACUGGCUCGAGUUCGAGAGGCCGAAGGAAUUGCAGACGUACCCAACGUUGCUAUAGGGACCAUACCUGCCGAUAGUCCCAUUGAGCAGAACAUGCGGGAGGUUUUGGCGACGCUACUCCGACCACCCAAGGCGGGUGCAACUAGGCAGAGAACUCUGCUGGAGAUGGCGUACAAGCCAAGGCAAACAGCGCUGAUGCAAAUGGCAAAAGACGCAGGCUGGGUUACUAUCCCGGGCCUGGAGGUGCUCAGUGCUCAGGGUUGGUAUCAGUUCCAAAAAUGGACCGGCAUCACACCACUGUACACAGAUGCAAGGGCUGCUGUAAUGGGAGAUGAGAGGGAGUAGGGAGGCAGCAGCAUUUGCAGAAAUUAGGCACUUCAGCAGACUAAAUCCCAAUGAGACCCUCAGGGGGGAAAGGUCAUCGCAUCACAUUCCAAAAAGUAACUUGGCUCUUCACGAAUCCAAGAUUUUUGUAUUUUGAAAAGCUAUAUUUUACAUCUUCCCCGCUGCAUAGUAAUAGACAAAUCUCCAUGAGAU